Molecule: messenger RNA, 2155 nt
Organism: Didymella exigua CBS 183.55
Lineage: Eukaryota; Fungi; Ascomycota; Dothideomycetes; Pleosporales; Didymellaceae
Product: succinyl-CoA:3-ketoacid-coenzyme A transferase subunit B
Exons: 3
Coding region: 153-1706 (517 amino acids)
Biological process (GO): ketone body catabolic process
Molecular function (GO): succinyl-CoA:3-oxo-acid CoA-transferase activity
Source: RefSeq, a predicted model, not a curated record
CGCGACAUGAGACAGCUCACACCCGCGGGAGAUUUACGUCCAGCCUCAGACUUGAGCAUUGUCAGCACAUAGAUAUCCUCUUGACUGAGUGAUAGUAUUCGCGAUCUAUCGACGCAAUUGCAUUUUAGAGAGCUUCUCAAGCGUCCUGCAACAUGCCGUCAGUAGCCCUCACAGUCCGCACUGCGCGCACCUUCUCGCGCAGCAGCACAAAGACAUACCUCAACCUCGCACGCAACUUCAGCUCCUCCCUCCGCCGCAAUGAGAUCAACAAGGUCUUCCCCUCCGCGCAGGAAGCGGUCAAGGAUAUGAAGUCUAACAGCACCCUCCUGUGCGGCGGCUUCGGUCUCUCUGGCGUCCCCGAUACUCUGAUUGACGCAGUUAAGGCGAACUCGUCCAUCACUGGUCUGACCGCUGUCUCCAACAAUGCUGGUGUCGUUGGUGGAGGUCUUGGGCUUUUGCUCGAGAGCAAGCAGGUCCAGAAGAUGAUUGCGUCCUACGUUGGCGAGAACAAAGUCUUGGAGCAAAUGUACCUGACCGGUGAACUGGAGCUCGAACUCACACCACAAGGCACGCUUGCUGAAAGGUGUCGCGCCGGCGGCGCUGGCAUUCCUGCAUUCUACACGCCGGCCGCUUUCGGUACAGUCGUGCAGACCGGUGAGCUUGCGCUUCGCCACAACAGCGAUGGCUCAGUCGCUCAGUACUCGACGCCACGCGACGUCAAGGUUUUCAAGGGCAAGUCCUUUGUCAUGGAGGAGGCCAUCAACGGCGACUAUGCCUUCAUCAAGGCCUACAAGGCCGACCGCCUGGGCAACGUGCAGUUCCGCUUCAGCGCGCAAAACUUCAACGGUGCCAUGGCCCGCAAUGCCAAGGUUACAAUUGUCGAAGCUGAGCACAUCGUCGAGGUGGGCGAAAUCGAGCCCAACGCUGUCCACGUUCCGGGCAUCUACGUCGACCGCGUGAUCCAAUCGACCGCCGAGAAGAAGAUUGAGAAGACUGUGAAUGCAAAGGACCCAGCAGAUGCUGCCAACGCCCUCGGCUCCGGCGAUGCAGCAAACAAGCGCGAGCGCAUCGUGCGCCGCGCAGCAAAGGAGUUUAAGAACGGCAUGUACGCUAACCUUGGAAUCGGCAUGCCCAUGCUCGCCCCCUCCUUCGUCGACGCCAGCGUAGAAGUCCAGCUGCAAUCCGAGAACGGCAUCUUGGGUCUCGGCCCGUACCCGCAGAAAGGGCUCGAAGACCCGGACCUCAUCAACGCGGGCAAAGAGACCGUCACACUGCUGCCCGGCGCGUCGUGCUUCGGUUCGGAAGAAUCGUUUGGAAUGAUUCGCGCAGGCAAGAUCAAUCUCACCAUCCUCGGCGCCAUGCAGGUUUCUGCGCGCGGCGACCUGGCCAACUGGAUGUUGCCAGGUAAGGUCAAGGGAUUCGGCGGCGCGAUGGAUUUAGUCUCGAACCCGAGCCUGACAAAGGUCGUUGUUACCAUGGAGCACACGGACAAGAAGGGCAGGCCCAAGAUUCUGAAGCAGUGCGAGUUCCCGCUCACGGGCAAGGCUUGCGUGAGCAGGAUCAUCACCGAUCUGUGUGUGUUCGACGUCGACUUCACUGAGGGCCUGACCCUCAUUGAGCUCGCCGACGGCGUCACGGUCGACGAAGUGCGGUCAAAGACCGGCGCGGACUUCAAGGAGGCUGCGGAGAUCAAGCCCAUGCUAUAAAUCUCGUCGACUCAAUUGCGUUCCUAGCUGGUUGGCAUGAUUGUAUAUACGCGCAGCGCUCGUUGAUGCCUGAUCUGGAGUUCAAAAUGAAGCGCUUUAUUCACAGAUCGCAUGUUCACCUAACCUUUCACCAUGCUCGUACAAUGUUGCUACAAUGGUGUUCUGGCAUUUAAUCAAGACUAGCACCGCUACAACGUCAUGAAACCUGCUGCGCUCAACUCUCUUCGUUCAUCGCCAUGUCUAGCACUAAGCAUCUACGGAGGAAUAACUAUUGCAUCGCGGUGCUCACAGUGGUACUCGUAGGUACCGUCGCAUCCACUGUAUCGAGCUGCAUACAUGCAUAUUACACUGUCAAAGAUAAGAUCACGUAUAAGCGGAAAGCACCUGCGGAAGUAAUUAGUACUAGACGGUAGCUUGCUCUAGAGACAAAAAUGAGAACUACUCGAGCC